Messenger RNA from Carya illinoinensis, 3223 nucleotides. RefSeq lists its product as uncharacterized. Lineage: Eukaryota; Viridiplantae; Streptophyta; Magnoliopsida; Fagales; Juglandaceae. Gene Ontology annotation, cellular component: nuclear pore. The transcript has 9 exons. The record is from RefSeq and is a predicted model, not a curated record. Bases 417 to 3068 code for a protein of 883 amino acids.
UCCCCGUAAUUAGCAUUCCCAUUGGCCAUGCUCCAUUUAUAUACCAUUACGCUUUCGUCCGGCUUUCGAUUCUCUUCCAGUCUUCCUAUCCGACCUUUUUCCAGGCCUUUCACUGCAUUAAAUUUCACACUUCGACCUCGGAAAAAAAAAAAACACGAAAGCUCAACUCUGACAAUCACUGUACAAACCAACCAAAGAAUCCCUCUGGGCCGCAGCAUCUCUUCAUUCUCUUCUUCUGCAUUCAUUACCCUGAAUUUCUGUCCUGUUUCUCGCUCCGGUUACUGUACGUUCAUUCCCCCACAGCAGUUUGCCCUUACCUUUUCAUUUUCGAAGUUUUUACCUCUCGGAUUUUAGCCUUUUUGAUGCAUUGUGAUUGAUCGAACCGCUUAGGGCUGCACCGGCAUAAUUCAAUCAUAAUGGUGCUCGGGCUAAGAUCAAAGAGUCGAAAAAGUGUUUCAGUUCAGGUUCAUUACCUUAUCCAUGUACAGGAGGUAAAGCCAUGGCCCCCAACAGAGUCUUUGAAAUCUUCUCGGUCAUUGUUUAUUCAGUGGGAAAAUGGUGAUCAGAAUUCUGGGUCCCUUACUUGUGGUGUUAGGGACGGAAUAAUUGGAAUCGGCGAGUCCUUUAGGCUUCCGGUUACUUUAUGUAGGGAAGCAUCCAGAAAAGGCACAACCCAUGAAAGGUUUCAGAAGAACAGCUUAGAUUUUUACUUGUAUGAACCUCGAAAGGACAAGGCAGUCAAAGGUCAAGUCUUGGGGACGGCUGCCAUAAAUCUUGCGGAUUUUGGAGUUAUCAGAGAAACCAUAACCGUACGUGCUCAAUUGAACUGCAAAAGGAGUUUCAAGAACUCGAUGCAACCAAUUCUCUAUGUGAACAUUCAACCUCUUGACAGAGAUAGUUCCAGCUCCUCACCGAAGGACAGCUUGUCGAAGGAAGUCUCGCUGGAAAAAAGCAAAUCGUAUUCGCAAUUGACCAAUGACGGGAAUGAUGAGGAAACUGAGAUUGCGGCAUUUACCGAUGACGACGACGACGAUCUUUCAUCACAUUCAUCACAGCACAUUACCUCUUCUACUUUUGAGACUGGAGGAUAUUCACCACAGCGAAGAGAUCAGAGCAAAUCAGAAUCGGCCAAGGAUAGCACAGAAAGUGUUAUUGUUGGGAUUUUGGAAGACGAAAAGAAAAAGGAGCUACAGGAAAAUGGACAGGAAGAAGAAGAACAGACCUUAGAGCUGGAGACAUGUCAUGUAGAAGAAAAAUUAGUUGGUAAACUUUCAAAUGAUGCUGCCCUAAAGCAAGUCAAAUUUAGGCACAACACUCUUUCAUUCAGCGGGUAUUCACUUGGAGUUCAGGGACUUGUUCAUAGAACUAAUGAAAUAAAACAUGUAAAGUCUGUUCAGUUCCCUCUCAACUCUAACAAUAGCAGUGCUACGUUCAAAACUAGCCGGUUCAUGGAACAGGAAGACAAUAUUAACGUUCCAGAAGCUGCUAGUGCCAUCACAAAUGCAACUAGUGAAAGCAAAGCAACAAUAAAUGACUUUUCCAAGGAAAAAUCCGAAUUAGAAUGUAAAGUCAAAAUGCUUGAGGAAGAGUUGCGGGAAGCUGCUGCUGUUGAGGUUGCGCUAUAUUCAGUGGUUGCUGAGCAUGGGAGUUCUGCUACCAAGAUCCAUGCUCCAGCUCGGCGCCUUUCCAGGUUCUAUCUUCAUGCUUGUAAAGCAAGGUCCCCUGCUAAUAGGGCAAGUGCAGCUAGAACUGCUGUUUCAGGAUUAGUUCUAGUCGUUAAAGCAUGUGGAAAUGAUGUUCCAAGGUUGACUUUCUGGUUGUCAAACUCAAUUUUGUUGAGGGCAAUAAUCAGCCAGGCUAUUGAGAAAUUACAACUUUCUGCUGGACGAAACACCUGCAGUAAUGAAGAGUCAUCUCUGCACGUGGAACAGAAUAAUAAUGCUGUGGAAUAUUUUGAAGACUGGGAGGACCCACAAACACUUAUAGUUGCAUUGGAAAAUAUUGAAGCUUGGAUCUUUUGCCGGAUUAUUGAGUCUGUGUGGUGGCAGACUCUGACUCCACACAUGCAGCCUGCCAUUGCUAAGGGCUCGGGCUCAAGGAAAACCCAUGGAAGGAGAUAUGGUUUAGGUGAUCGGGAGCAGGGGAACUUCUCAAUAGAUCUAUGGAAGAAGGCUUUCAAGGAUUCUUGUGAAAGACUCUGUCCUCUUCGAGCUGGAGGGCAUCAGUGUGGCUGCUUGCGUAUGCUGGCUAGAUUGGUAAUGGAGCAAUUAGUGGAUAGAUUAGACGUGGCAAUGUUUAAUGCUAUUCUUCGCGAAUCAGCUGAAGAGAUGCCGACAGAUCCCGUUUCUGAUCCCAUUAGCGACUGUAAGGUUCUGCCAGUUCCUGCAGGGAAAUCAAGCUUUGGUUCUGGAGCCCAGCUAAAAAAUGCUAUUGGGAACUGGUCAAGAUGGCUCACAGAUUUAUUUGGAAUUGAUGAUAGCGAUCUGUAUGAAGAUGGGAUUGAAACUGAUGACAAGAAACUGAAAUGUGAAAAGUCCUUCAAGGCUUUCCAUCUCCUUAAUGCAUUGAGCGAUCUCAUGAUGCUUCCUUUUGAAAUGAUUGCUGAUAGGUCCAUAAGAAAAGAGGUAUGCCCCAAAUUUAGUGGGUCAUUGAUCAAGAGGAUUCUUAACAAUUUUGUCCCAGAUGAGUUUUGCUCAGACCCAAUUCCAGAGGCUGUUUUCAAGGCCAUAGAUUCUGAGGACUUUCUUGAGGAUGAGGACUAUUCCAUCUCAAGCUUUCCAUGCACUGCUGCUUCUACAGUCUAUCAACCACCUCCAGCAGCUUCACUAACAAGCAUCAUAGGAGAGGUUGGAAGUCAAGCUAUGAGGAGCGGGUCAUCGGUGCUUCGAAAAUCGCACACUAGUGAUGAUGAGCUCGAUGAGUUGGUUUCCCCCACAACUUCAAUUGGCAUAGAAAACUUCCGGGGUUCUCCUACUUCGGUAAAACCCAACUUGAUGCUGAAGAAAGGCAAAGGUCGAAAGAUCGUCAGAUAUCAACUUCUCCGGGAAGUAUGGAGAGAUGAUGAAUAGUCAUGCUUCUUUCAUUUAUUUUCACAGACUGAUGUAUAUAUAGAAAGAGAUCAGGGUAAUUUGACUAAUAGAAUAGACAAUCUGCAACAUCAAGAUCAUACGCAGACAUGCAGUGGAAAGGGUGGUGUUAACAUUAUGCAAUAUUGCUGCUGUAA